Molecule: messenger RNA, 3330 nt
Organism: Arachis stenosperma
Lineage: Eukaryota; Viridiplantae; Streptophyta; Magnoliopsida; Fabales; Fabaceae
Product: probable leucine-rich repeat receptor-like serine/threonine-protein kinase At3g14840
Exons: 24
Coding region: 81-2720 (879 amino acids)
Biological process (GO): protein phosphorylation
Molecular function (GO): ATP binding; protein kinase activity; protein binding
Source: RefSeq, a predicted model, not a curated record
CAAACUAUAUUUUCACAUCUUAUUAAAAUCAAUUGCUUUCAAUUCAAUCAUCAUCGAUCAAACUAAAUCAGCAAGCAAACAUGAAGAAAGCUCCACCAUACAUUUCUUUCUUCCUAUUACUCUUAUCUGCCUUUUGCUUUUACUCUUCGGCUUUUGGACAGGCUUUGUCACAAGAUGAAGUGGAAGCUCUGAAAGACAUAGCUAAGACACUUGGGAGGGAGAAUUUGUUUUCUGGAUGCAAUAGUAGUGAACAACUACAAAAUAUGAGUUCGUGCAUGAUGUUGAAGAGUAAUCAAACUACUGCUGUUAUAUGCAAUUGCUCCUAUGCCGAUUCCACUCUCUGCCAUGUCACUAGCUUAUGUGUGAAACGAGAAAGUCUCCCAGGUCAACUCCCAGCGGAACUUGUGAGGUUGCCUUACCUUCAACAAAUCGAUCUUACAUACAACCUCCUGAAUGGAACUAUUCCAAAAGAAUGGGGCCGAAUGACCAAUCUUACCUUCAUAUCCUUAGGGGGAAAUCGAAUAACAGGUUCAAUACCGAAAGAGAUAGCAAACAUUUCUGGUCUCCAAGUUCUUGUUGUUGAGUUUAAUCAAAUGUCUGGAAACCUUCCUCCUGAGCUUGGGAAUCUCUCACAACUUCAAAGACUGCAAAUUAGCUCAAACAAUUUUACCGGAGAGCUUCCUGCAACACUUGCCAAGCUCACUUCAUUGCAGAUUGUUCAACUUAGCGACAAUCAAUUUUCUGGAAAGAUACCUGAUUUUAUUCAAAGUUGGACAAAUCUGCAGCAAUUAGUAAUUCAAGGGAGUGGAGUAAGUGGGCCAAUUCCUUCUGGGCUUGCAGUUUUGGGAUAUUUAAAUGACUUGAGAAUAAGUGAUCUGAAUGGAGCUGAAAGUUCACCUUUUCCUCGACUUAGAAAUAUGUCAAUGAAAAAUCUGAUUUUGAGGAGUUGCAAUAUUAAUGGAACCCUACCUACAUAUCUUGGGAAGAUGACAAGCUUACAAACCUUAGACCUCAGCUUCAACAAAUUAACUGGACCAAUUCCCCCUCAGUAUGAGAACCUUAUCAGACGAAUAGUGGCAUACAUGUAUUUAACUGGAAACUUUCUCACGGGAGAUGUACCUAAGGAAUGGAUAAAUAAUGCUAAUAAGAAGCACUACUUAGACAUUUCCUACAAUAACUUCAGCAUUAGUGGGAGCCAAAAUAAUCAAGGAUGUCAAGCUGAAAAUACGAACUUAUUUGCUAGCUCCUUGACACGCAAUGACACUGGAAAGGUUUCAUGUUUGGAAAGCACUGUGUGUUCUAAAAUGUCACACUCUUUCCAUAUAAAUUGUGGUGGAGGAAAGGUAACAACAGAAAAUGGAAAGACGUAUGAUGAUGACUCAGAUGAAGGAGGAGCAGCUAAGUUCUAUCACAAUGAAAAUACAAAUUGGGCGUUCAGUAGUACCGGUAAUUUCUUGGAAAGUACAAUUAUUACUUCGAGCUACAUUCCUUCUAUUGUGUCUAAUAAGCUCUCUAUAAAAAACAAUAAUGAUAUUGAGCUAUACACCAAUGCACGCGCAUCUCCUAUUUCUUUGACUUAUUAUGGAUUUUGCCUUGGAAAUGGAAACUACAAUGUGGAUCUACAUUUUGCUGAGAUCGUGUUUAUUGAUGAAACAUAUAAGAGCCUUGGAAGGCGCAUAUUUGAUAUCUACAUUCAGGGAAAUCUAGUGCAAAAGAACUUUAACAUUGCAGAAGAAGCAGGAGGCCUUGGUAAGAAAGUUAUAAAAUCAUUUAAUGCAAGUGUGAUUAAUGGUACUUUAGAGAUUCGCCUUUACUGGGCUGGCAAAGGAACAACUGCUAUCCCAAAAAAGUCAAUUUAUGGACCUCUUAUAUCAGCCAUAUCUAUCUACCGUGCUUCCCCAGAUCAUGGAAGUAGAAUAUCAGCAGCUGUUGUCGUUGGAAUUGUUGUUGCCAUGGCAAUUAUUAUUGUCUUGAUAUUUGCCAUAUUUUGGUGGAAAGGCGGUUUAGGAAAGAAAAAUUCUUUUACAAAAGAAUUAAAUAAUUUAGAGCUGCAAACCGGUAUGUUUUCUAUACGACAAAUAAAAACAGCAACAAAUAAUUUUGAUAUCGUCAACAAGAUUGGAGAAGGAGGAUUUGGUUCUGUGUAUAAGGGUGAGUUACCUAAUGGUACAAAAAUUGCAGUCAAGCAACUUUCUUCAAAAUCAAAACAAGGGAAUCGAGAGUUCUUAAAUGAAAUAGGCAUGAUUUCUGCUUUACAACAUUCAUGUCUGGUUAAACUCUAUGGAUGUUGUGUCGAGGGAGAUCAGUUAUUUUUGGUAUAUGAAUACAUGCAAAAUAAUAGCCUUGCUCAUGCUUUAUUUGGCCGUGAAGAAAACCAAAUAAAGUUGGAUUGGCAAACAAGACACAAAAUUUGUGUUGGUAUUGCUCGAGGAUUAGCAUACCUCCAUGAAGAGUCAAGAGUGAAAGUGGUUCAUAGGGAUAUCAAAGCAACUAAUAUCUUACUUGACAAAGAUCUCCACCCUAAAAUAUCAGAUUUUGGUUUGGCUAAACUUGAUGAAGGGGAUAAUACCCAUAUUAGCACUCGAAUAGCUGGAACAUUUGGAUAUAUGGCUCCAGAAUAUGCUAUGCAUGGUCAGUUAACCGAUAAAGCAGACGUAUAUAGUUUUGGAAUUGUUGCAUUAGAAAUCGUGAGCGGAAGAAACAAUACAACCAAUCGAUAAAAUGAAGGGGCAUUCGUUUUACUUGAUUGGGCACGUUUGCUGAGAGAGAAAGGUGAUAUAAUGGAAAUAGUUGAUAGAAGAUUAUUGGAUUCAAACUUGAAGAAAGAGGAGAUGAUGGUGAUGAUCAAUGUUGCUUUCUUAUGCACUAAUGUGUCUCCAACACUUAGGCCUACUAUGUCUUCAGUGGUAAACAUGCUUGAAGGCAAAACCAUUGUUCCAAAACUAGUUUCAGAGUCAUUAAAUGAGAAGAAAUUAGAAGCAUUAACAAUGUAUUAUAACCAAGAUGACCAAAGUACCACAACAAUAAUGGAGAUGCCUUUAACUGCUUCAUCUACUUCUACAGCACAAGAUUUGUAUGCAAUUCACCUAGACUCUUCUUACUUUGAGAGUAGAAAUUAGAAUAUAAGUUACAUAAACUAUAUAUACAUCUAUCCCAAAAUCCCAAUUGAUUGAUGACUACUUUUUCCAAUUGUAAUUUGUAAAUUGCUACAUAAAAAGCUAUUAGUUUCAACCUCUCCAUGUAUGACAAUCUCUUUAGUUCCGUGAGAUUUUACACAACAACUAUAAGAAUAGAACUCAAAAUAGACAUUGUUAUUACAACAAAAUUUAU